Molecule: messenger RNA, 1689 nt
Organism: Branchiostoma floridae (Florida lancelet)
Lineage: Eukaryota; Metazoa; Chordata; Leptocardii; Amphioxiformes; Branchiostomatidae
Product: ficolin-1-like
Exons: 5
Coding region: 1-1689 (562 amino acids)
Source: RefSeq, a predicted model, not a curated record
AUGUACGAGCAAGCAGAGCCGGUCCUGUCCCCAUUUCCGCAUCCUGACAGCGGCCAAACCAGCGGGCCGCCGCCUCAACCUCUUGCUGUCCAUCAGGGUGGUUCCCGCGGGCGUGUCCAUCCUUUCAACGGGGCUGGCAAGUCCCAAGUAGCGCCUUCAUACACGUACGAAGAAGCCGAGGAGGUGAAACGUCAUGCAGCGUACACGCCAGCAGUUAUAAUCUCUGCUGACCGCACGUAUCCGGGUGGAGCGAGCGGCCGCUCCCACUGCAGCUGUAUGGCCGUCGGCAUUGCCGUGCUGUUGAGCAUCUCUGCUGUGGGGCUAGCCUCUCUGACGUUCAUCAACAAAGAGGAAAUAUCACAAAUGUCCACUACUGUUGACGCCUUGAAGAACGACCAGGACGACAUGCAGGCCGACAUACGCCAACUGUCCACCACCGUUGACUCCUUGAAGCGCGACCAAGACAACAUGAAAGCCAACAUACGCCAACUGACCGCCAUUGUUAACGCCUUGAAGCGCGACCAAGACGACAUGACCCAACUGCCCACCACAGUUGACUCCUUGAAGCGCGACCAGGAGCGAAACCGAACCACUGCCUUGGAGCAGCGUCUUCACGAGAUGAGCUGCGCACAGGGGCCUCCUGGGAUGCCUGGCCUGAAUGGUCGUGACGGUCGCGAUGGGAUUCCAGGACCUCCUGGCCAGCCCGGCUCAUCUGGGCCAUGCAGCCGACCUGGGCCCCCUGGUCCACCUGGUCCCGAGGGCCCUACCGGUCCCGAAGGUUCACCCGGUCCAGAGGGCCCACCAGGACCCGAAGGCUCGCCCGGUCCCGAGGGCUCGCCCGGUCCCGAGGGCCAAACCGGACCCGAAGGUUCACCCGGUCCGAAGGGUCCACCCGGUCGCGAGGGUCCACCCGGUCCGAAGGGUCCACCCGGAAACAACGGCUCAGACGGCCGGAACGCCAGUGACGGACUCCCUAGACCACCAGGAAGCUGUAAUUGUUCCAAUAACCCCGUCAGUCCGCCGCCAAUAGCCAUGAAAGAUUGUGACGACGUCUACAAUGCUGGCCACACCACCAGCGGUGUCUACACCAUCCAGCCAGACGCCGCCGGAGCCUCGUUCCGGGUCUACUGUGAGAUGGAAGCCGGAGUCGGCGGCUGGACUGUCCUCCAGAAGCGCUUCGACGGUUCUGUAGAUUUUGCUAAUGACUGGGAAACUUACAAAAAUGGGUUUGGGGCUCUUUUUGGUGAGUUUUGGCUCGGGAACGACAAAAUCUAUCAGAUUUCCAACGAGAAUGUAUACCUUCUGCGCAUUGAUCUCGAGAAUUGGUCCUCGGAAACGGUAUACGCUGAAUAUGACAGGUUCUAUAUCGAGAAUGAAGCAGCAAAGUACCGUCUGCAUGUUGGUGCCUAUAGCGGCACUGCUGGGGAUGGUGGGGGAGGGUUAAGUUAUCAUGAUGGUCGCAUGUUCUCAACACACGACCAGGAUAACGACGAUCAUUCGAGCUCUGACUGCGCAACUCUCCAUGGUCGUGGUGGUUGGUGGUAUAGAGUUUGUGACCACGUUAACCUGAACCAGCCGUACAAGCAUGGCGGCGGGGGGACUGAUUUUCAUGGUAUAGAAUGGUGGGCGUGGGCAGCUCACUGGCACUCCAUCAAGUCUUCUGUCAUGAAGAUCAGACCUGCUCCUUAG